AUGGAAAUUCGCAACCUCUGCUUGGCGGGCGGAUUUCCGUUGAAGAAGUGGGCAGCCAACGACGAGAGGAUCCUGACUGGAGUACCAAGCGAUCAUCGUUUGCAGCAAUUGCCGCCAGCUUGGGAAGGAGAGAGUCACUCCACGCUAGGACUCCGCUGGCACCCGCAACACGACCAGUUCUCUUUCGUGUUUCAUCCGCACGCUGCCAUCAACCACACGAAGAGAACGGUUUUAUCCAAAACCGCACGGCUCUUCGAUCCAAUGGGGUGGCUCGCUCCAGUCGUGAUUCGAGCAAAAAUUCUCAUUCAAUCCACGUGGCUGCAAGGAUUGGACUGGGACACCCCGCUGCCGCCAUCCGACGCUCGAGAGUGGCAACGUCUUCUAGAAGAACUCCAUCUUCUAGAUCAGGUGCGAAUAAAACGCUGGCUCGGGACCGGAGCAGAUAAGGCCUCGCUGCAGCUUCAUGGCUUCGCCGAUGCAUCCGAACGAGGAUAUGCAGCCGCAGUAUACAUCCGCAUUACUGAAAGGAACGAAACGCCAGUAAGGUUAUUGAUGGCCAAAAGCAAAUUAGCACCCGUCAAACAAGUGACCUUGCCGAGGCUGGAGUUGUGCGCCGCCACGCUACUCACCAAUUUGACGCGACAUGUCAAACAAACGCUCGACCUGGCAACAUCAGACACGUACUUAUGGUCAGAUUCAACAGUGACCCUCCAAUGGAUUCGCGGUCACUCCUCACGCUGGAAGACUUUCGUCGCCAAUCGAGUCGCUCACAUCCAGACGCAGCUGCCUAAUGCACAAUGGAGACACGUAGCUGGUCGCGACAACCCUGCGGACUGUGCAUCAAGGGGUAUUAAUCCAAGCGAACUAAUCAAUCACGCUUUAUGGUGGACAGGACCUACCUGGUUGUCACAGCACGAAUCGGCCUGGCCAAAUUCCGUGAUGGAGAUCCGAGGAGACGACGUGCCAGAAAGGAAAGCCACGAGCCUGAUGACUGUCAACCGGGUCAUCGUCGAGCCAGAAAUCCUGCUCCGCUUCUCAUCUCUGCAUCGCCUGCUACGGAUAUCCGCAUGGUGCCGUCGCUGGCUGCGCGCUUCUGAGCCGACUCACACCGCUGGACUAACGUUGAGUCCUGAGGAACUCGACAUGGCACUCUUUCGCUGGCUUCGAGAAGUGCAGACACUGCACUUCACGGACGAGAUCACCGCAGUCGCAGCUGGACGCUCCGUCGCACCACGCAGCACAUUAGUCAAGCUGACUUCGUUCCUCGACGACCAUGGUGUUCUGAGAGUGGGAGGUCGGCUUAAGCACGCCCUGCUGACACAAGAUGAGAGGCACCCGAUGAUCAUUCCAACCUCGUCGUGGCUGACUCGUCUGCUGGUGGAAUCCUGUCACCGUCGGACGCUGCAUGGCGGAGUGCAACUUACCCUGGGGCUGCUUCGACUGCGCUUCUGGAUUCCACGAGGACGCACAGUUGUGAAACAGCAACUACAUCGCUGCAUCACCUGCACAAGAUGGCGAGCAACGACGCUGCAGCCACCGAUGGGUAAUCUACCCCGCGAUCGGGUCACUCCGACUCGGCCAUUUCUGCGCACUGGAGUGGACUAUGCAGGACCCAUCCUCAUCCGGACGAGCAAGGAACGAGGACACCGCGCCUAUAAGGGCUAUAUCGCAGUAUUCAUCUGUUUUUGGUCCAGAGCCAUCCACCUCGAACUUGUCUCGGAUUACUCUUCAGAGGCCUUCAUCGCCGCUUUACGUCGCUUUGUCUCACGUCGAGGUCUCUGUACGGACAUAUAUAGCGACUGUGAAACGACCUUCAUCGGGGCUGACCGCACUUUACGGGAACUCUUCGUCGCUGCAUCCACAGAGGGUCGUGGAAUCGCACGCGUAGCUGCUGAACAUGGCAUACGGUGGCACUUUAAUCCACCAGCAGCUCCGCACUUCGGCGGAUUGUGGGAGGCAGCCGUCAAAUCCGCUAAGUAUCACUUGCGGAGGGUGAUAGGUGAAACCACUCUCACCUUUGAGGAACUGACCACUCUCCUCACACAAAUUGAGGCCUGUUUAAAUUCUCGUCCAUUACAGGCACUCUCUGACGAUCCAGACGAUAUUACAGCACUGACUCCGGGCCACUUCCUGAUUGGCGCGCCGCUUCUCGCCAUCCCGGAGCCAGUACAGGAGGACACCAGUGGAUCCGCAGCAUCACAAUGGCAUCAUCUCCAGGCGAUGCGAGAUCACUUUUGGCAAAAAUGGUCGGGAGAGUACAUCCAUGGACUCAUCUCACGACCUAAAUGGUUGAAGGUCGAUACCACACCUCACAUCGGAGCACUCUGCCUUGUGCGCUCCGAGAUUUCGCCUCCAAACCGAUGGCCUCUCGCCCGGAUCACAAAACUGCAUCCCGGCGACGACGGGAUCGUACGCGUGGUCACCGUUCGAACCGCGACCUCCGAGCUCGUGCGUCCGCUCGUAAAAAUCGUCUUACUUCCCGACUUCACAACGGACGUAACGACACGCAACGCAUAG
Molecule: messenger RNA, 2517 nt
Organism: Nylanderia fulva
Lineage: Eukaryota; Metazoa; Arthropoda; Insecta; Hymenoptera; Formicidae
Source: RefSeq, a predicted model, not a curated record